GGUGGCCAACCCCGACACAACUGGGUGUGUCUUUGGGGGGGGGCGUGCCCACCCACCACGCUGCAGCUUCUCCUCCCUGGUCAACUAUUUGAGGAGGCGUCCGUGCAGUGAUUCCUGAUCACACUUUGUGAACUUCCACGUAUGUUGGCGUGGCCCCCUUUUUUAAAUUUUUUCUUUUUUUUUCUUUCUUUGUGUGUGUGUGUGACUCCACAACAAGCCUCCCAAAGUAGAAGAGGACGCUUGCCGCACCUGAGCGCGCUCCGUGGGAAUUACUUCUGCAUUGAAAACGACAACAUGCCUCGCUCUUUCCUUGUCAAGAAGUAUUUUUCCAGCAAGAAAGCUUGCUACCGAGAUAGCCUCCUGGAGAGCCAAAGUGCCUUUGUCCCGGAAAGCUUCCCACGCGCUGACCUUCCCACGCAGAACCUGAGCUCAGCCCUCACCUGCCCCCCCUCGGAUCCAUCCACGCGCACACUGACCCCCGAGGCCCCGGCGUCCCUCCCUCCAUCCCCGCUCGGGCCUCUGGACCUCAGCAGCAGCAGCGGCGGCGAGGAAGAGGAAGAGGAAGACAACGGCCGCUCUUCCGACCCCCCCAGCCCGGAUGUCCUCCAACCCGUCUACGGCUGCGUGUACUGCGGUAAGAGCUACGGCAGCGUCUCGGCGCUGUCCCGCCACCAGACGCCCAGAAUCUGCGCCGAGGCGUCGGCGUCCCGGCCGGCCUUCCGUUGCAAACACUGCCCCAAGGAGUACACCAGCUUGGGGGCCUUGAAGAUGCACAUCCGCUCCCACACGUUGCCGUGCGUGUGCCCCACCUGCGGCAAGGCCUUCUCCAGACCGUGGCUGCUCAGGGGACACAUCCGCACACACACAGGUGAACGUCCGUUCGCUUGCCAACACUGUAACCGGGCCUUCGCCGACCGCUCCAACCUCCGGGCGCACCUGCAGACGCACUCGGAAGUCAAGAAGUACCAGUGCGGCUCCUGCUCGCGGACCUUCAGCCGCAUGUCUCUGCUGCACAAACACAACGCCGCCGGAUGCGGCGACCUCGCCUCGUAGACCGACCCCCCCCCCCCCCCCCCCCCAUUCCCAGGAGCCUCCCCGUUGGCUCCAUUCUUUUUUCAAUUUCAGAGCUGAGAUUCAAAAUCGUCAACAGUGAGUGCAUGUAUGACACGAGAGCAGCUGGACGUGCGGUUGAACCCCAGGAAACUCCCAUCGGUGCCGGCCGGUCCGGGACUCUGGCUACGCUGCAGCUGCUUGGGUGUGUUUUCGUGCAUACGUGUGGAUGCCGUUUCUUGUUAUGCAGGCAAGAUGUGUGUGUGUGUGUGUGUGUGUGUGUGUGUGUUGAGACAGCUGCCUGUGCAGGUGGGUGACGGGUGACCUCCACUCGCCCACCUUCUCGGCGCCGGAUGACCUGACCACUAUAGUUUGACCAAAGGACCUAGUUUGUUUCCCCCAAUAUUUCUCUGGUGUCUUAAUGCUGUGUAACUUUUUAAUAUUUUGACAUCAAUUUUUUCAUUUUAUCAGUCACAUUUGUGCACCCCCUUGCCACUUGUAAGUAAAUAAAAGCUUUGUUGUAUGGGAAAAAAAACAACCCACCUC
Messenger RNA from Phyllopteryx taeniolatus (common seadragon), 1596 nucleotides. It is a transcript of the gene snai1b, whose product is annotated as snail family zinc finger 1b. Gene Ontology annotation, biological process: regulation of DNA-templated transcription. Gene Ontology annotation, molecular function: RNA polymerase II cis-regulatory region sequence-specific DNA binding; DNA-binding transcription factor activity, RNA polymerase II-specific. The transcript is spliced from 3 exons. Bases 142 to 1053 code for a protein of 303 amino acids. NCBI's taxonomy places the organism in Eukaryota, Metazoa, Chordata, Actinopteri, Syngnathiformes, Syngnathidae. The record is from RefSeq and is a predicted model, not a curated record.